Molecule: messenger RNA, 1346 nt
Organism: Macadamia integrifolia
Lineage: Eukaryota; Viridiplantae; Streptophyta; Magnoliopsida; Proteales; Proteaceae
Exons: 7
Coding region: 462-1085 (207 amino acids)
Source: RefSeq, a predicted model, not a curated record
CGAUCCCAAGACCUUGCCACAAUCGAGUGAGGUUCAGGCCGUUGCGGAGUGCACUGGCCGGACUUUCUAAAUUACCCAAUCACGUUCCAGGUGGCUCUGAAACUCGAGGAACAUCACCGUUGUCGCUCCCUUGCUCCCUUAAUACAAUUAUAAAUCCCUCUUCCGACUCCCAAGUAUCUAAUAUAAUAUCUUAGAUCAGUACCGUCUCUGCUUUGCUGAUUAAGUCUGCCGCUCCCGUAGCGGCGUAGCCCCCUUCCCGGUUUCACUUCGCUUUUGGGGGGAAAAUAGUUGCAACUCGCAAAGCAACCUCAGCUUUGCAACCCUGUUCCUGCACUCUGGUUUCACUUCACUUUGGUCCUCUGUGGAACACGACCUAAGUAAAAAUAUGGGAAUGUUUGUUGGUUCUGUUCCACGCAGCUUGUCAUCUUGGACUUUGAUACAAAGUUGUAGAAGUUUCAGGGAUGGCUGGUAGGGAAGUUCGAGAAUACACCAACCUCACCGAUCCAAAAGACAGGAAAUUGGGUAAAGGAAAGGAUAAAAUUGAUGACGAAGAUAUCACUUUCCAGCGGAUGGUGGCCAAGAUGCAGGAGGUAGCUGGAGAACGGGGAGGUUACCUUCAUGGGAGAGGGGCUUUGGACAGUGAUGACUUGCUCUAUCUCAAGGAACAGAUGGAAGCUGAGGAGGAUGCUGAGCGCCUUCUUCACCGCACUGAGAAGCGGGCAUUUGCGGCAUUUAAAAAAGCUGCAAGUUUAGCAGAUUCUUCACCUGCCUCAGUACCUUUACCACUACGUGUGGAGCCCAAGCCAAAGAGUGGGAUCAGGCAACAAGAUCUUAUAAAAAACAUUGUGGAGAUCAGACCGAAGCGACACAGAGUAUCAAAUGAGUCGAGCCCCAGCAGUGGAAAUCAAGUUGCCCCAGUUACUAUGGUCUCUGCUUCAAUGAAUGGAUUGAAGGAAUCAAAUCCAGAUAAAGAGCUUACUCCCUCAAGGCCAAGUGAAGGAGAAGAAGCGGUUACCAAACCAGAGAACCCUGUUAAAAGCUUACUGGGCCUAGCUUAUGAAACUUCCGAUGAUGAAGAAGAUUGAUUGGGAACAUAUGGAUCUGCCUUGGUGCAUACAUUGUCUCAUUUAUCUUUAUUUGUUGCAGUUUCAAUGUUUAUAACAUACUGUUUCUUAGAGAGUACCAAUUAACACUUGUCUGAGUAUUUUCUUGAGCAUACUAGGGAAGGGUGAAGGUUCUGUUUAGGAGAAAAGAACCCUGCCCGCUUGUGUAAAGCCCCUUCUUCUAUAUACCUAUUGUGGAUGGAAUUUAAAAUUAAGAAAAAUGGUUACUAGUCUUCCAUGGUA